Messenger RNA from Musa acuminata AAA Group (dessert banana), 1217 nucleotides. RefSeq names its product universal stress protein PHOS34-like. The transcript is spliced from 3 exons. The coding region runs from base 202 to 948 and encodes 248 amino acids. NCBI's taxonomy places the organism in Eukaryota, Viridiplantae, Streptophyta, Magnoliopsida, Zingiberales, Musaceae. The record is from RefSeq and is a predicted model, not a curated record.
AGCAUCACGGGGCGGACAUCGCUUGAAUCCAGCUUCGAGUCCUCCAGUACUGGCCAUUUCCAUUUCGCCGCAUCUUUAUCCCCUUCGUUCCUUCCCAACCCAAUCAAACAGAUUUGACGCAUCGACGGAGACCACUCCCACCUCGCCCUCUCUUCUCCCUCGUUUAGGAUCGCUACUGUGUAAACCCUCGAAACCCUCUCCAUGGACACUCACAUGACGCCUCCCAAGUCCGAUCGCCAGGGCCGGCCACCGGCAAUCGAACCCUCGUCCCCUCGCUUCUUCCUCUCGGCCGCCGCCGCCGCCAGCCCCGGAUCCCACCGCCGGAUCGCCAUCGCCGUCGACCUCAGCGACGAGAGCGCCUACGCCGUCAAGUGGGCCGUCCAGAACUACCUCCGCCCCGGGGACGCCGUCAUUCUUCUCCACGUCCGCUCCACUAGCAUCCUUUACGGCGCCGACUGGGGCGCCAUCGACCUCUCCGUCUCCGCCGAUCCGGACUCGGAGUUGUCGCAGCAGAAGCUGGAGGAGGACUUCGACGCCUUCACAUCCACCAAGGCGCAGGACCUGGCCCAGCCCCUCGUCGAGGCCCAGAUCCCCUUCAAGAUCCACAUCGUGAAGGAUCACGACAUGAAGGAGCGCCUCUGCCUGGAGGUCGAGAGGCUUGGCCUCAGCGCGGUCAUCAUGGGAAGCCGGGGCUUCGGCGCCUCCAGGAGGAGCAGCAAGAGCCGUCUCGGGAGCGUCAGCGAUUACUGUGUGCAUCACUGUGUUUGUCCAGUCGUGGUGGUCCGCUUCCCGGAUGAUGGAACCGGCGUCGGAUUGGGGCCCGGGGGAUCAUCAGCGCCUCUCGACAAUGGCGCCACGCUUCCUUUGGAGAAGGACGUGGAGCUCCAUCCCGUGCCUGAAGAGGAGCAAGAAUACCAUGAUGCCACCGAUGAGCAUAAAGAUGCAUGACAAGCAUACUUACUGUGGCAUAGGCAUCUUAUGUUAUGCGUAAGAAAUGACAUGGAUGAUGCUGGUUGGAGAUUGACUCAGCCUUUUUCAUCAGGGACUUCGUCAUGUAAUGUUUUUUAUGCUGAUGUCCAUAGUGAUCAUGUUGUUUACCUGUCAACUUUGAGAAGCUGGACAACUGUUGGGUGUGCAUCUUUUGCAUUUGCCAGUGUCUUAUUUAUGUGUCUGCUACUUGUUUCUUUCAAAUAACUAUGCUCCUUUAGAAGCAUCAA